GUGAAGCAGUGACAGAAAGGGGCUUCUCCUACUCCAGGAGACCUAGUGGCACUUUUUGCCCUUAACUUUAGGGAAACUUUGCACUGAGCCCCAGGCUGCACAAACUGCACUCACUUGAUUUCCUCUGGACACUGGGAAAGAGAGACAUCUCCAGUGAUGGCAAGGGGAGCACUGCUGGCAGCCCUGGGCCUGUGGAUCCACUACCUCGCUGCUCUCUGUACAGCUACUGCCACGACACAAGCCACUGUCCCAAGAAGCACCGUAGAAACAAAGAGAGAUUUUGAGGGGAUCAAGAGCAAAUUUUCUUUAAGGACAGCUGACGAACCUGAUGAUGACAUCUGCUACUUGGUCCCUGGUCAAGAAGACACUAUGGCACGAUGCAACUUCAACCAUACCAGUAAAACCUUUGUGGUGAUCCAUGGAUGGACGGUAACUGGAAUGUAUGAGAGCUGGGUCCCAAAGCUGGUGGAUGCUCUGUAUAAGAGGGAACCCGACUCUAAUGUCGUCGUUGUAGAUUGGCUAAGUCGUGCCCAGCAGCAUUAUCCAGUAUCUGCUGCCUACACUAAACUGGUGGGAAAGGAUGUAGCAAUAUUUAUUGACUGGAUGGAGGAACAAUUCAAUUACCCACUCGACAACCUCCAUUUGCUGGGCUAUAGUCUUGGUGCCCAUGCUGCUGGGAUUGCUGGAAGUCUAACCAAAACGAAGAUUAACAGGAUCACUGGUUUAGAUCCAGCUGGACCUAACUUUGAAUAUGCUGAAGCAACCACGCGCCUCUCCCCGGAUGAUGCUGCUUUUGUCGAUGUCCUACACACCUACACCAGGGGGUCUCCAGAUCGCAGCAUUGGGAUACAGAAGCCUGUUGGGCAUAUUGACAUCUACCCAAAUGGAGGAGGCUUCCAGCCAGGCUGUAAUCUAGGUGAAGCUCUGCGCCUUAUUGCAGAAAAAGGCCUUGCAGAUGUGGAUCAACUGGUGAAGUGCUCUCAUGAACGCUCCAUCCACCUCUUCAUUGACUCCCUCUUGUACGAAGACAAGCCAAGCCUGGCCUACCGCUGCAACACAAAGGAAACCUUUGAGAAGGGGCUGUGUCUGAGCUGCAGGAAGAACCGCUGCAACAAUCUGGGCUAUACAGUCAACAAAGUGAGAGCCAAGAGAAACAGCAAAAUGUAUUUGAAGACUCGCUCUCAAAUGCCCUAUAAAGUCUUUCAUUACCAGGUCAAGGUCCAUUUUUUUGGAAAGGUGAAUGUGACCAAGACAAAUCAGCCAUUCCUGGUCUCUUUGUAUGGCACUGCCGAUGAGAGCAAGAACAUUGCUUUGAUAUUACCUGAAAUUUCCACGAACAAGACCUACUCCGCCCUGGUUUACACCGAGAUCAAUAUUGGAGAUCUCCUCAUGCUGACACUGCAGUGGGAGAAGGAAUCCAUUUUCAGCUGGUCGGACUGGUGGACCUCCUAUGCUUUUGACAUCCAGAGGGUCAGAGUGAAGGCAGGAGAAACGCAGAAAAAGAUGGUGUUCUGCUCUCGUGAUGGGAUCUCUCACCUCACAAAAGGGAAGGAGGCUGUGGUAUUUGUGAAAUGCACUGCUAAGCCCAACAAUACAGACACAGGAGACCAGUCAAGACCUUAAAGAAAGAUCAGCUCGUGAAUUUUCUGAAGAAUGAAGUGGAUGAAACAUUUCUGCUUUGGAUGGAAAAAUAAUCCCCCUUAUGUCGGAUGCUGAGAACUGAAUGUAUUGAAAUAUUUAGCAGCUGUAAUACUGCUGGCCUUUUCGUCUGCUAUUCCUAGUUAUUCUAGUAGACUCUUUCUUUUGUACAGAGUCUCAGAACGCACAAAGUGGUUACUUAACUAUAAAGAACAUAUUAGCCAAGUAGUUUAAAGUACAUCUACAAAAAGUAUAACGUCUUGAUUACCGGGAAGAAUUAAGAGUUAUUUUGCCUCAAAAUACCACCUUGUAACAAGGUUUCUUGAUAUAAUGUACUGUAUAGCAAAUUCUUAGUAUUUAUUGAAAAGUCUAAUUUCUGGGCCUGUAUUUUGGCUUUUUAAACUUGAUUUGUUACUUUUAAAGAUUUUUCUAAAACUGGACAGAUGUCUGUUUUUGUGGUUGGGCAACAUCCAUUCAGCUAAUUAAUGAGUUUAAAGACCCUUCGCUGACCGUCGCUCAAGGUGGUCAAAUAUGUAUUUAGCAUUCAGGAAAGCAUACACCUGCUCUUGCUAAGGCUGGUACUCAAAAGAUGCCCAGGCCUGAAUGAAUAUGGAAAGAGAAAAUUCUGGAUAAUAAUGCAUUGCACUUGAGGUAAACUCCAGUGCUAUGAGUACUGAUUUAUCCUUAAGUAUGACCUGUUAAUCUAUACUCUGUUAAAUAGUUCAUCCUGCAAUAAAUUUCCAAUCAUAGGAGAUGCUAGCAUUUUCAUUGUCCUAUGAUGAUAUUUUAACAUUAAUGGGUAACAUCUUUUUCAAAUAAAGCCAUCUAAACUCUGACAUCGCUCUAGGUUAGGGGCUUCAAAAGAAGUAACAAACUGAAAACUGCAGAAACUUAUUUUCAUCACCUGUUUACAACACCAAUGCAAAAUGAGGUGAAAACCGGACCAUUCUGCUCUGACCCUGGAGUUUCAGUCAUUCGAGCCACAGCUGUUCUAGCCUUGUGUUCUCCUGUAUUUUCCAGACAUGAAAAUGGACAGGCUGCAUGAUCAUCCUUCUCUUUGCUGAUAUUCGUGUUUCCAAAGACUACUCUCUAUUUAUUUCUUGCCUAUGACAUAGAGGUAGAAGCUGUGAGCUGCAAGAUGGUCUGAAAUGUCACAUAUUUCAGUAAGGUGCAGGAUCUAGGCCAUUCAAGGAGCCUGAGUGUAUUGUUCACAAAACACAGUGCUCUGAGAUCACUUGAAUUAAAAGUGCCACAAACAAACACACAAGUACUGUAAAACUGAAGGGUUGGGGUUUUUUAUAAUAAAUAAUGUAUAUUUAUUCAAAUGCCAUGAAAAGUUCAGUAGCCUUCUUCUAUUAAACCAUAAAUCAAAAAUUGGGGAGGAAAUACGAGUUAGAAUAUGAUUACAGAGCCAUUUUUCGUAAUCCUUGCAUUUAUUACAAAGCAUAUGGUGAAGGUGGCAUUUGUGCUAAGUCUUCCAGAACAAAAAAACGACACCUAUCUUUAUGUUAUUUUUCAAUCGACAUACCAUUAGCGGAUCAGGUGAACAAAGAGCUAACCCAGUGCAAUAUGUUGGAAUGCCAACAGCUCAAAAGGUGCUAAAAAUGUGAUGUCUUAACCCAAUGAAUUAUAGCUGAGAGAGGUGUUCCGUGAGUAUUGGAGCAUAUCACUCAAGACCUCUAAAAGUGAUAAAACAAAGUGAUUCAUGUUUCCAGCUGACAUUGCUUUUACUUGCAUUUUCCUGAAAGAUGUGAGGACAUGUAUACUUUUAAUACAGGAUCUAAUGAAACACCUACAGCACUUGAAGGCCCAAUGGUGAAAGGUCUCUACAUGUGGACACAUGAUUUAGCUUGAAAUGUUAUUUAUUACCUGUAAAUAUAUAUAUUUUUAUGUGUAUAAAGGUAGUUUGUAUUUAUUGCUGAGAUUAUCAAGACUAACUCCAUUUAUUCAGUUGUGUGCUAUUAAUCCUGUAUAUAGCUUUCAAAAAGCUACUUAACCAUGCUUACGAAAUAAUGCACUGUAAUAUGCAUUUUCUAAAGAAAGCAUCUCAAUUUUGUACAGAAUGGAAACCUAAGGUUUUAAUAAAAUUGUCAAAUUAA
Messenger RNA from Gopherus flavomarginatus (Mexican gopher tortoise), 3737 nucleotides. RefSeq names its product lipoprotein lipase (gene LPL). Gene Ontology annotation, biological process: lipid metabolic process. Bases 157 to 1623 code for a protein of 488 amino acids. Lineage: Eukaryota; Metazoa; Chordata; Testudines; Testudinidae. Gene Ontology annotation, molecular function: apolipoprotein binding; lipoprotein lipase activity. The transcript is spliced from 10 exons. The record is from RefSeq and is a predicted model, not a curated record.